This is a messenger RNA of Bombus huntii, 1742 nucleotides long. It is a transcript of the gene pll, whose product is annotated as serine/threonine-protein kinase pelle. The transcript is spliced from 4 exons. Gene Ontology annotation, molecular function: protein serine/threonine kinase activity; protein binding; ATP binding. Bases 724 to 1605 code for a protein of 293 amino acids. Gene Ontology annotation, cellular component: plasma membrane; nucleus; cytoplasm. NCBI's taxonomy places the organism in Eukaryota, Metazoa, Arthropoda, Insecta, Hymenoptera, Apidae. The record is from RefSeq and is a predicted model, not a curated record. Gene Ontology annotation, biological process: intracellular signal transduction; protein phosphorylation; cytokine-mediated signaling pathway.
AAUAUGUAUUUAUCAUGCUAUGCAUAGCAUGUAUGCGUAGCAUAUGCCAGCAUGGAACCAAACAGAGCAGAUCCUUAACUUUAUAGGUUCUUGUAUAUGCUAGCGCGGAAGUUCAGCAUUUGUCCGUGUGAUGGAGCACCUGUAUUAUGACACACUUAGAACAUGGGCGCAAGUACUCUCAUUUUUUUUUUCGUCAUAUAAACAGAUCUCGUCGGAUUAUUAGAUCACAGUUAGGCACAAAUCUGGAAAUUUCAGUGGAGAGUUGGACUUGAGAUAAUCUUACGCAUCGGAAAAUGUUUCUGAAGUAAGACGCUUCAAUCGAUUUGUUAGGUUUUGUCAUGCAGCGCCACUUGUGUCUGCAACUUGCAAUAUGAUCAAUUUUGCAGCUGAUUCUAUCCUAUUAUAUAAAUCAACAUUUUUUAAAACAUUCUUCUGUAUCACAUGAAACUUAUUCUAAAUAAACUGAAAAAAUUUAUGAGCAGUAAUUUGAUUUACAUUCUUUGCUUUCGGUGGUAAGGAUGGCGAAGGUGGCGUUAAAUGCAAAAGUUUAACGCUAUGACCAGCGGCCAAUUUCUAAAGCAUUUACGACCGUAUGCAGAACGAUGCCCGGUGUUGUCGCCAUAUUGAUCUUUUUUGGCUUCAUUUGACAGAUGCUUGCUUUAUGUUUUUGACAGUUUUUGGUAUAGAAGUGUUCAGACUGGUAACUUUGGUUUAGAUUAGUAUAUGUAUGUGACCCUAACUAUGGCUACAUCAAACUGUACGGAUAAUAUCAAAUAUAUUUAUCAAUUGCCAUUUUUUGCACGAUCGGAGAUUUGUAAAAUACUUAAUCAAAAUGAUAAGUGGGAAGAACUUGCUGGAACAUGGAUGAAAUAUGAUGUAUUGACAAUACAGAGUUUGCGAAAAGAAAAAAAUCCAACAGAUGAAUUACUAACAAUGUGGGGUCACUAUAAUCAUACAAUAUUGGAAUUGUUUGUGCUGUUAUCUAGAAUGCAGCAUUAUCAAUCUAUGGUACCACUGAAAUCAUUUGUCGAAGAGAAAUUUCAUAAAUUACUUUAUAAUGGAGAAGGAAAUCUUCAUAGAAUACUUGGGAAACGCUUGAAUAAAAACACAAAAGAUUUGAAGAUUGGAACACAGAAUUUUAAUCAAAUUGCACCACCAGAACCAAAUCUGCCAAAGAUUAUUGUAGAGAAAAAUACUAGGGAGGAAUCCCAUAAAAUUUUAAAUCAAUCUAUGCAAGCCUUGCAUAUUGGAGUUGUUCCAAGUAAUUCUAACAACUUACUUGUUGCUUCUCUAGCAGCAGCAAAUCCUGCACUAGGUUCUUUACAACGUACUCCAACUAGUGGAAGAAAAGAUAAUGAUGCUAUCAUUUUCUCAGCAGAAGCAGCUAUACCUCAUGUUCCUUAUAAUGAACUAAGUAUAGCUACCAAUGAAUGGAACUUAUAUAAUAUAUUAGGGAGAGGUGGCUUUGGGACUGUGUAUAGAGGCACAUGGAAAAAUACAGCUGUAGCUAUUAAGAAAAUAGAAAAGAGAGGGGCAGACUCUGAUGAAAGUCAUCAACUUCAACUUCAACAAUCCUUUAGAGAAAUUAAAAUUUUAAAUUCUUAAAAGUCAACCAUUAUCUUGGAUCCAGCGUCAUGAAAUAGCUAAAGGAGCUGCAUGUGGUUUACAAUAUUUGCACACAGUCGGAGAAAAGCCCUUGAUACAUGGUGAUAUAAAGAGUGCUAAUAUUUUGCUUGAUAAAA